AUGGAAAUUGUUGAUUCUCUUGAAAAACAGAAUCCUACACACACAACUCCACCAAUUAAACAUCUUAAUCUCGCCUCUCAGGGAUGGCUGACGGCGGGUCCAGUUGGUGGUCGAUCGAUGGAAACAACAGCCGAAGGACGGCAGCGAUUCGUCGAAAAUGGCAGUGGCGAUUUGAAUGGUGAGGAGCGGAGCGGCAACUGGAGACUAACCACUUUGACGGGGCUUAGCGAAAAAGUGGAGGGCGGCGGCCGGCGUCUGAACGAAACGGAAAUCGCCGACUGGAUGACAGGUGUUGACCGGGUGCCGGCAGUUCGCUUCACGUCAGCUGUUGCGUGGCUGCAGGGGCGAGGACGGGUGGUUGGUCAUCGACGAUAG
This is a messenger RNA of Striga asiatica, 375 nucleotides long. The record is from the annotation of a GenBank genome assembly. Lineage: Eukaryota; Viridiplantae; Streptophyta; Magnoliopsida; Lamiales; Orobanchaceae.